Messenger RNA from Acanthosepion pharaonis, 627 nucleotides. The record is from the annotation of a GenBank genome assembly. Lineage: Eukaryota; Metazoa; Mollusca; Cephalopoda; Sepiida; Sepiidae.
AUGACAUUGUCUCUCUCUCUCUCUCUCUCUCUCUCUCUCUCUCUCUCUCUCUCUGCAAAAGGAUUUGACAAGCCGCUUUACUAUUUGGCAGAGAAUCGCUUGUUCCCAUCCUAUCAUUCUCUUUCUCUCAUUUACUGCUUCUUUGUUCUUUUCUUUUAUGUCAACUUUUUCUUUUUCUCCCCAGCACUGUCAUCUAUGCAUUUCCCCAUUUUUCUUUUUGUUUGCUUUUUUGAUUAUCUUUUUCUUUCUUUCUUUCCUUCUCAUCCAUUUUUUCUUUCUUUUUUCGUCUUUAUUUUACCUAUUUCUUUUUUCUUUAUCCCUAUUUUUUUUUUCUUUCGCUUUCUCUUUUCAAACUCAAAUUUUCUACACCUUUCCCUCUAUAAGUUUUGUUUUUUUUCUUUCCGUACAAGAUCAUUUUAUAAUUUUAUCAUUCCCUUUUUCAUUUUUCUCUUAUUUAGACUCUCAUUUCUCUCUUUUUUUAUUAUUUUUAUUUACCCACUCCCUUCUCACUUAACCAUUAUUUCCUCUUUUUCCUUCAGUAUAUCUUUUUCUUUUUAUCUCUCUCUCUUUCUUUCUCCUGGUUAUGCUAUUGUCAUUCUUCUUCUAAUUUCUAUCUCUUUUUUUUAA